Molecule: messenger RNA, 1339 nt
Organism: Sinocyclocheilus grahami
Lineage: Eukaryota; Metazoa; Chordata; Actinopteri; Cypriniformes; Cyprinidae
Product: cation channel sperm-associated protein 3-like
Exons: 11
Coding region: 111-1322 (403 amino acids)
Biological process (GO): sodium ion transport; transmembrane transport; flagellated sperm motility
Cellular component (GO): CatSper complex; acrosomal vesicle; membrane
Molecular function (GO): GTPase activity; GTP binding; voltage-gated calcium channel activity
Source: RefSeq, a predicted model, not a curated record
AGUAUUCCAAAGAGUUGCAGAGUAAUCACUAUAUAAUUAUCAAAGUAUGUGGUUUUUGGCAGACUGCUAAUGCUUUCUUCCACUGCGUGAACCUGAUUGAGUAUCUGCUGAUGAUAUGUGUGGAUCCGCGGGGCUACUGGAGGAGUCCCCUCAAUGUGCUGUCUGCGUUUGUGCUCCUGCUCUCCUCCGUCUGCAUGAGUCUGAGCAUGCCUCUGAAGCACCUGGUCUGCAUUUGCGUCCUGCUAGUCUUCAGGCUCAGGAAUUACACGGAUGUCGAGCAGGAGUACACUGCAGGCAUCUGGAGGGGACUGAAGAAAGCCAGCUUGAUCUAUUUCUUGAUCUUUGUGAUCGUACUGGUUUUCGCUAUGGCUGGUCACUCGUUUUUUGGAGACCCAAACAGAGGAGAUCCAAAACACUGGGGAGACCUCGGCACAGCCCUGGUCACGCUCUUCAGACUGCUCGUACUGUAUGAUUGGACGAAGGUGCAUCAGGACCUCGACAAAGCGGGUGUGAGCUACAGCAGCGUCUUCGUCAUCGGCUUUAUUAUUACAUGCUACUUCAUACUCCUCGUUAUAGCCAGGGCUGUUUUCAUCACUGAAUGCCGGAGUGCAUUUGGGAAGGCAGCGGAAAGGAAGAAACGUGCGCGUGAAGAGGAGGUAAAGAAGAAGGUGGAGGAGGUGCUGGAAAGGGCUAAACAGCACCAUGCCCCAAAACUCCGGAGUGUGAGGGAACUCAAAAGGUCCUUAUGUCAUGAUCGAUUUAUUUAUGCGCAGGACAAGAUCACUAGUUCUUCUUUCAUAGGGACAUUUAUGCAGCAGCUGAAUAAACGAGAACAAACCAUGUUAGAGUGGUGGCGGCUGAUAAAUGAGAAGAUGGCUGUACUGAAGGAGGAGCUCGAGGACAAGCUGAACGAGGACGCUCUUGCUGAGGUUUUUAGGUGGUGGCGGCUGAUAAAUGAGAAGAUGGCUGUACUGAAGGAGGAGCUCGAGGACAAGCUGAACGAGGACGCUCUUGCUGAGGCUUACGAGUGUAAGGGCCAAUCAGAGACGGCACUAAUGACAGAUGAAACCAUUGGAAAUGUACCCAUAUUGAUCCUCGGCAACAAGAUCGACAAACCUGAAGCCAUCAGUGAGGAGAAACUGCACGAGAUCUUUGGCCUGUACGGUCAGACGACGGGAAAGGGCUGUGUUCCCGUCGGCGAGCUGAAGACGAGAGCGCUGGAGCUGUUUAUGUGCAGCGUGACGGAGAGACGGGGAUACGGUGAGGCUCUGCGCUGGCUCUCACACUACCUCCGCUACACAAACACUGCUGACGCCACAUAGCUCGUCUGUUCUCACUU